AUGCAAAGAACAGCGACCUUUAGACUGCGAGCUCUAUCAACGAGUCUUCGUACCAUUACCCCUCCAUCUCCAGGACAAACCUCCCUGCUCCGACCGCACUUCCGCCUUUCACAAACCGCAGUGGCAUCCGCACGUUUGUCAAACCUCGCAUCUCAUUUCUCUACAUCAGGCAUCAGGAUGUCGUCGCAGACCAAGGAAUGCGAUUACUUAGUAAUCGGAAUUGGUAGUGGAGGUAUUGCCUCCGGCCGACGAGCUGCCAAACACGGUGCAAAAGUCAUCGCGAUCGAAUCGUCAAGAUACGGCGGUACUUGUGUGAACGUCGGCUGCGUGCCGAAGAAAGUCACCUGGAACGCGGCUGCGAUUGCCGAGACCUUCAAAGACGCAAAGGCAUACGGCUUCAAGGUUGGUGGGGUCCCCGACUUUGACUGGCCCUACUUCAAGAAGAAGCGCGACGACUACGUCAAGCGACUGAAUGGCAUCUACGAGAACAACUUGAACAAGGAUGAGAUUGAGCAUUUGAGAGGUCGGGCCAAGUUCGUCGCUAAGGACGAGGUUGAGGUUGCGCUCCAUGACGGAGGCUCGCAGCGCAUCAAAGCAAAGCACAUACUCAUCGCAACCGGUGGAAGACCGAAGCUACCCGACAUUCCUGGAAAGGAACUCUGCAUUAGUAGCGAUGGAUUCUUCGACCUCGAGAAGCAACCCAAGAGCAUCGCAACUAGCGGCGCAGGAUACAUUGGUGUCGAGAUGACCGGCAUGCUUCACGCACUCGGCUCGAAAACACACUUCUUCAUCCGCGGCGACAAGCUCCUCCGAACGUUUGAUCCCAUGAUUCAAGACACUGUAACCCAGGAGUACGAACGUCAAGGCAUCAACCUAUACAAGGGUACCCAGAUUACCAAGGUAGAGGAUAUCGGCAACGGCAUGAAGCGUGUGACCUACCAGAACAACGAGACAAAGAAUGAAUCAACCGUCGAGGUCGAAGAGGUGCUGUUCGCGACUGGCCGCGACCCCGAAAUCGAGGAUCUCAAGAUCAAGGACUUUGGCAUCAAGCUCAACGAUAAAAACCAUAUCGUGACCGAUGAGUACCAAAACACUUCCAUCCCCAACAUCUACGCUAUCGGUGACGUCUGUGACCGUGGCUUCGAACUUACCCCAGUUGCCAUCGCUGCUGGCCGACGCCUCUCAGAUCGUCUAUUCAACAACCAACCCAAAGCUCACCUCGAAUAUGAGAACAUCCCCUCCGUUGUUUUCGCCCACCCAGAGAUCGGAUCUAUCGGUCUGACUGAGCCUGAGGCCCGCGAAAAAUACGGCGACAAGAUCAAGAUCUAUAAGACUGAGUUCAAGGCCAUGUACUUCGCUAUGAUGGACCCUGAAGAGAAGCAGCCGACAGCAUACAAGAUCAUCUGCGCAGGUGAGAAUGAAAAGGUCGUCGGUCUGCACAUCCUAGGCCAAGGAAGCAGCGAGAUUCUGCAAGGAUUCGGUGUGGCAAUCAAGAUGGGUGCCACCAAGAAGGACUUCGACAGCUGUGUGGGUCUCGUCUCUCCCGAGGUCGCUCUUGGUAUUGCGUGUACGUGGUACAUGUGA
Molecule: messenger RNA, 1584 nt
Organism: Alternaria postmessia
Lineage: Eukaryota; Fungi; Ascomycota; Dothideomycetes; Pleosporales; Pleosporaceae
Exons: 2
Coding region: 1-1584 (527 amino acids)
Biological process (GO): cellular response to oxidative stress; cell redox homeostasis; glutathione metabolic process
Cellular component (GO): mitochondrion; cytosol
Molecular function (GO): NADP binding; flavin adenine dinucleotide binding; glutathione-disulfide reductase (NADPH) activity
Source: RefSeq, a predicted model, not a curated record